AUGGUAUUCGAUCGACUACGGGAAACAAAUCACAAAGUUACCCUAGAUAAAUGUGAAUUUCUUAGAAAAGAAGUCCUCUAUUUAGGCCACACAAUAACAGAAAACGAACUCAAACCAAAUAAUGACAAAAUCCAAGCUGUAGUAGAUUUUCCGAUAGCAAGAACCGCCACCGACAUCAAAAGAUUUUUGGGUCUAGUAGGAUAUUAUCGCAAAUUAAUUAAAGAUUUCGCUAAAGUUACCCAACCACUCACCGAUUGUCUCAAGAAAAGGAAUAAAAUUGAAAUUACAGAAAAAUAUGUAGCCGCUUUCGAGAGAUGCAAAGAACUUUUGGUAAACGCACCCAUUCUCCAAUUCCCGGACUUUUCGAAACCAUUCGUACUCACCAUUGAUGCCUCAAAUUAUGCUCUAGGAGCUGUAUUUUAA
Molecule: messenger RNA, 423 nt
Organism: Parnassius mnemosyne (clouded apollo)
Lineage: Eukaryota; Metazoa; Arthropoda; Insecta; Lepidoptera; Papilionidae
Source: the annotation of a GenBank genome assembly